AUGUCUUCACCAGAAAUGUCGAGCAUUGCACCUCGACGCAGAACUUCUCUCAUGGCACAACCCAGACCUAAGACUGCCUACGACGAUUUCUCAGAAAACUACCACGUCUCAUCACGGCCAGCCACCCGAAUGUCUAUGAUGCCCAUGAAACGCAACCAUGAUGUGUUGGAUUGGGAGACUUUCAGUCAUAACCAGGAAGAGGCGGGUGGAGAGAAUGCGCUCACCGAGUUUUCUGACCCCUUUGCCCAUUUCCCAAUAGAGCCCAACGCACAAGGCCCUCUUCAGCAACGGCGAUACUCGCAUUUUACCCAGUCCUGGAAGCAUGGCAUGUCGGAGCUUCGAUCUCUGACCCGCCGGAUGUCACUCACAGUCAAGAGCAAGGGUUCUAGACACAAAGAAGAUAUGACAGAGAAGCGACCGCUGGCUCUGAUGCCUCUGAGGUCUGGCAACGACAUGGACGAUAUGAUGGACUUCAGCGAGGCCAUUUCUACUCGACCCAAAUCCCGUGGCCGACUACUGCGAAGUCUGAGCACUAGAAGAAGGCCGUCUCUGCCACUUCUCAACACGCAUGGCAUGCUUGAUCCGCCAAGAGAUGUUACGGAUUCUAUACCCAUGACUGCGCGUGGCAGAGGCCAACCCGUUUUGUCCGAUCUUGUGUUCGGUGGGGCUGGAGCCAGAGCAUCUGCAGCCGCUCAGAAUGAGCUUUUCCAUGCGUCAAGAACUCCUCCGUUGCCUCCGUACGAACCACGACAGGGUGCUGAGAACAAAGCUGAACAAGAUGCCGAAAGUGGAAUUGGAAUUGUUCUUGAUGGUCGCGCCAGACGAGGAUCUUCACCCGUUAAUGCUCAUGUUCUCUAUCAAGAUCCUACAUCCGUCCUCGCGACCGAAUUGAUGGAGACCAUAUUGUCGUUCCUCGAUGUGGAAUCGCUGACUCAGGUUGCGCUGGUGUCACAAAAGUGGCACGAUCUGUGUCAAUCACAGGCGGUGUGGAAAGGCAUCUUCCAUCGAGAGUACGGGUCCAAAAUGGCCCACCCACCUCCAGACUACCCUUCGGCUGCAGGUCUCGGUAAGAACAUACCAGGCCAGGACUUUCGAAAGCUUUUUCAGGUACGAACCUUGAUUGACAAGCGAUGGAGGAAUGGGGAGGCUGCUGCAAUCUACCUAAAUGGGCACAAAGACAGUGUUUAUUGCGCACAAUUCGAUGAGCACAAGAUCAUUACGGGUUCUCGAGACAACACGAUUCGGGUGUGGGAUGCCCACACAUACCAGUGUAUUCGCAAAUUGGGACCGCCCAACAAUCCUCGUGAAAGACAGCCGUUUGCGUCUCCGGCGGUCGAACCUAAAGGGGUGCUUCCGUUCUUCAAAGCAGACAUUACAUCACCCGACCCAGUCACUCUAGAGACAGGACUGUGGCAUCAAGCUUCAGUCUUAUGUCUACAAUAUGACGACCAGACGCUGGUGACGGGGUCAUCGGACUUUUCGUGUUUAGUUUGGUCGAUCAAGGAUGACUACAAACCCCUUUUCCGAUUAAUCGGGCACCACGCAGGUGUGUUGGAUGUGUGUAUUGAUAAGCAUCGAAUUGUGACGUGCUCCAAGGAUACGACAAUCAAGGUAUGGGAUCGAGCGACGGGACGACUGAUCCGGACAUUGGUUGGACACCGUGGACCAGUCAACGCGGUUCAGGUUCGUGGAAAUCUCCUGGCCAGUGCGAGUGGUGAUGGAAUGUCCAAGCUAUGGCGGUUGGAAGACGGGGUUUGUAUCAAGGAAUUCCAGUCCAAGGAUCGAGGCCUUGCAUGUGUUGAAUUUUCCGAGAACGGCCGCACCAUCUUUGCUGGAGGCAAUGAUCAAGUCAUCUACGAGUACGAUACAGUGACCGGUGGUCGAAUUCGAGAGCUCAAAGGACAUACCGAUCUGGUGCGAUCUCUCCACCUGGACUCUGCGAACUCUCGGAUCAUCAGUGGAAGUUAUGAUCAUUCCAUAAAGGUCUGGAACGCGGUCAAAGGAGAGUCGGCGGAUGACGGUGGCUUGCAAAUCAACUUUGAAGGAUGGACCUCGAGCUGGAUUCUGGCAGCGAAAAGCAAUUAUCGCAAGAUUGUGUGCACCAGUCAGGAUGGGCGAGUGGUGAUUAUUGACUUUGGGUACGGCAUUGAUGGGGUGGAGUUGGUCGAGGCUUGA
Exophiala bonariae is the source of this 2175-nucleotide messenger RNA. RefSeq lists its product as uncharacterized. NCBI's taxonomy places the organism in Eukaryota, Fungi, Ascomycota, Eurotiomycetes, Chaetothyriales, Herpotrichiellaceae. Bases 1 to 2175 code for a protein of 724 amino acids. The record is from RefSeq and is a predicted model, not a curated record. The transcript has a single exon. Gene Ontology annotation, molecular function: protein binding.